This is a messenger RNA of Pocillopora meandrina, 1395 nucleotides long. Lineage: Eukaryota; Metazoa; Cnidaria; Anthozoa; Scleractinia; Pocilloporidae. The record is from the annotation of a GenBank genome assembly.
GAAAUCGAAUCUAUGGAUGCAGACUUGGUUGCUUGGCAGAGCUUAACUGACAACAAACUUGCAGAGAAAAUGACGGUAUCAUGACAUUGCGAGAAACAUUUAAUUGUUCUUUUCAAGAUAGCACGAUGAAUCCGAGAUCUCGUCUACAGCGUUCCCAUUCAUGGAGGAAAAAGGAUUUUCACAAAGCUAAAGUUUGCUUCGCUGACAAUUUGGAAACGGUGCACGAGGUACCAUACAACUACGACAUGUACAACAAAACGAACGGUCGCCUCAAACUACCCGACAUUGAUGUCCACAAAUACACGCCGCUAAUUUGUAGAGAUCCUUAUGCGAAGCCUUCCAAGAGGAAACACGAAAAAUUCGCGGACAUGUUUGUAAGCGAUACUAUGAAACUUCCACUGAUAAAGUUGAAAAAAACAGACAACGAUUUUGAUAAAAUUUCUCCGAAGACUAAGGAAGCCACGGAGAUAUCAAACGAGCCAUCAUUCCCGAAGGCAAAUAGCAAGACUUCAGAAAAAUUUCAAGCAGCUAAUACACUGCAUUUCAGAUAUAGCGACUUCAUGCUGAGAAAAAUGGACAGAAGUGCAUCUUCCAAAGAUAGAAUGUUCUUUGUAAAUUAAUUAUUGGUUCUCAAGUUGCCAUGCAGGAGUAGGGUUUUCCAAAGAAGCAUCUGAAAUAUUAAUUGCAUGCGCUUAAAACUUAAAAAGAUAAAACGAUUUUUAUUCAGUCUUUUACCCCUUUGACUAAUUUAGAACAUUUUAGGGAGGCUUAAAGUCGUUAAGGUGAAAUAUUAUUUCCUCAGGAAAUCAUCUAACUGCAUUUUAGAUGGUGAUAGUUGCAGAUCAAAAUUUUAAAUUACACAGAAAACGUUUAAAAAUGAAUAGCAGUUUGAUUGCACACAGCUGUUUAAUUCGUACAAGUAAAAAUCAAUUACUUUAGUUCAAAAGUAUCGCUUAGUGAGAAGUCCAUGCCGGAGGUAAAUAGUUAAAAAAAAAAAAAAUUCUAUAAUCGAUUACUUUGUCAAACGUUUUAUUUCGGUCCAUAUCCACCGGACAUUGUCAUUUGUUCAAGGAUACAUUUUCGAUAAAUUAUCAACGCAGUUGGAGAGGAAUGAACAUGGGUCGAAAGCUUUAAGAACGGGCAUGUUGAUAUCAUUAGAAAGACUAGGUACUGAGGCCUUAAAUUUUAUAGUUCGUAUAUUUCAUUAACUUAAAUGGAUAGGAACUCUUUUGAAUAAGAACUUGCGAUAAAAGAAACUUCUGCUCAAAAUGAAGAGGAUCUGUCCCAGAUCUUUCUUUUAUAAGAUUCUUCGUUUCGUUGAUCACUUAAAAAUUUGUACGCGUUUUUAGCUAGUGCGUGAGCUGGUGAACACAAUAUCUGCUUUGCGCCCGCGCC